Molecule: messenger RNA, 2141 nt
Organism: Neoarius graeffei (lesser salmon catfish)
Lineage: Eukaryota; Metazoa; Chordata; Actinopteri; Siluriformes; Ariidae
Exons: 4
Coding region: 1353-1979 (208 amino acids)
Source: RefSeq, a predicted model, not a curated record
GUGUGAAGCCAGAGGGUUGUUUUUUUCCAGAAGAGGAGACGAGGCAGAGAGAGUGGAUUGUGCGCGUGAAACAAAAUCAAGCAGUCAAAGAAGAAAUGGAGCAGCAAUGCUCAAGCAAAAAGGAGAAGAUUGGAGGUAAACAUUUUUACUUUUGCUUCCAAUUGACAAGUCAAGAAUCCUGAGGGAUCCUGUACAAUCAUUGUGGAAAUGAGACAAAGGGAUAUUUCCUUGCUUAGAGUCGGCUAUAAAUAGUGUAAUGCCGUGGAUGGCUGGCAGGCUAAUGUGGCCUACCGGCGCACUGUCAAGUAAUUAUUACCUAUAUCCACUAGGGAGGGUGGUUUAAUUAUUCUUCAAAAGGGCUCUUAUUUAGUAUUACGAUGAAAGUAGGAAUUUAUCAUAAUUACCAGGAUAAAUCAUUUGGUCGUGAGUCUUAUUGAGGUCCGGGGUCACCGCGAUCAGAGUCAGCCAAGUCGCUGUCCGAUUCCGAGGCUGCACUGUCAAACCAGUGAGCCAUAUUCACCGAUUGCUUCGCAAUGGCCAUAGGUUCAUACUGGUUUCACCUCUCGAUAUUUAAUUUGGAGAGUUCCUACUUCAAAAUCGCUAUCACUUUCCGACAUUUUACACAGCCUCUCAUGACCAAAGUCCGUACAUGUAUGCUCGGUUAGCAAGUAAACACAGAACUGCUCCCAGUCUGUUUGGCUUAAAUGAUGUCACGAUGACAGUCCCCUGGUGGUGAAAGUGCGCAUAAGUGAGAUAUAAACAAACCUUUGGAAAUUGGGCAAAACAGUAUAUUUUAACCGUUUUAUUCAAUUUUAGGGUGCAAAUUAAACAUUAGGAAAAUUGAAUUCGCUUUUUGGGUCAUUCUUCUAGACAAUAAAGUUGAUAUUCUACGUUUCACCUCGGACCAUUGCCUAUGACCUUUAAUACCGAGAUAACGAUAAACAAAGACUGCAAGAGCUGCAUGUCUAUAAUAUAAAGUCAGUAACCAAGGGCGGCUGGUGCAUAAGGGCGAUUGGGCGACGCACUGCCAAAACAAAAAAAAAAGGGUUUUUUUCUUUUUUUAAAACAAAACUUUCACCAGUGCUGCUCAAGGCCGUUUUAAUCUGUCUCUGGAUAUCAUUGUCCAAUCAGGGUGGUCUUGCUUCUAGAGUACCGCCCCUUUUGGGAUGAUUUCAGUCACGCUGAAAAUCGCCCAAGAGUUCACUGAUAGAGUCCCAUGUUAAUAUAUAUUUUUUCUCCUGACUGACACUUCAAUGCAAUCUCUAUGGGUUCCGGGGGGCUUGCCCUAACAUGCUUAUGUCACUGCGAAGUGCAGCAAAGCUGCGUUCGAUCCGCUCAGUUUCUGAGGUGAGAUGGAUGCGGAAAGCAAUUCAGUGCGGUCCUUAAAAGAAGUUCCAUUUAGUCAGCGAUCAAAUCGAGCUAAAUUGGCAACAAAACAAGCUGGACCCCCCUCGACCAAAUCUAAACAUAAAACAAAUUUUGACAAGGGGGGGAAAUCAUAUACUCGAGGUUUUACUUCAACAUGGUCCCAGCGCAAAUCCUGGCGAGCUGGCUGCAAGGACGCCUCAGCGGUUUUCUGCUACCCCUGCUUACUUUUCCACCCUGGAGGUGGCUCCACGGACAACACUGCUUGGAUGGUCACUGGAGUUUCGGAUAUGCAUCAUUUGUCGGAGAAAAUAAAAAAACGUGAGUCAUCAAAGAUUCACAUGGGCAGCUGCCUGAAAUUUUCGGCUUUUGGGAGAGUGAACAUCGCUACACAACCGGAUGAGGGCUACAGGCUAGCAGUUCGCCGCCACAACGAUGAGGUUUACCGUCCAAACGAGAUCACAUGGGAUUACCUUUCACAGAGCAGGUCAGACAGUCAGGAUCAGAGAGGGAGCCGUUCCUUCAGUCUUCAGUUUCCCAGCUCAUCUCCACCAGAUGACAGUCAGCAGCAACUGCAACACAGUGCGACAGGAGCUGGAGGACCCGGAGUGUGAGACAAUACAGGAGCAGGAGCAAGCAGGAGAACCAACAGCUGAAGAGCUAAAGAUUUACAAUUUACUGUUGCUUGUUUUAGCUUAUUGGUUACCUACCUACCUCUGUAUUUAAUUCAAUGUUCCCAAUGUUCAGCUUUGAAUAAAAAUUCUAUUGACUUGAUA